AUGCCGCGUGAAAUUAUCAGCUUGCAAGUUGGGCAGUGUGGAAACCAAGUCGGCAGCGAGUUCUGGAGGAAGGGUGGCGACCGCAAGGACGUGUUCUUCUACCAGGCAGACGACGAGCACUACAUCCCGCGGUCCCUGCUGCUGGACCUGGAGCCCAGGGUCAUCAACGGCAUCCAGACGUCCGACAUCCGGAACCUAUUCAACCCGGAGAACAUUUUCAUGAGCAAGGAGGGCGGCGGCGCUGGGAACAACUGGGCCAGCGGCUUCAGCCAGGGAGAGGCUGUACAGGAGGCGCUGCUCGACAUGAUAGACCGCGAGGCGGAGUACUGCGACAGCCUUGAGGGCUUCACGCUGUGCCACUCCAUCGCGGGCGGCACGGGCAGCGGCAUGGGCUCAUACCUGCUGGAGCUCUUGAGCGACCGCUGGAACAAGAAGCUGAUACAGACGUACAGCGUGUUCCCCAACCAGAGCGAGAGCAGCGACGUCGUGGUGCAGCCCUACAACAGCCUGCUCACCCUCAAGCGCCUCACGCACCACGCGGACGCCGUGGUGGUGCUCGACAACACGGCCCUCGACCGCAUCGCCGUGGAGCGGCUGCACGUGGAGAACCCCAGCUUCACCCAGAUCAACAGCCUGGUGUCCACGGUCAUGGCGGCCAGCACGACGACGCUGCGGUACCCGGGCUACAUGAACAACGACCUCGUCGGCCUCAUCGCCAGCCUUAUCCCCACGCCGCGCUGCCACUUCUUGAUGACGGGCUACACACCCCUGACCCUGGAGAGCAGCGAGGGCGGCCAGGUCAACAGCGCGAUCCGCAAGACCACCGUCCUGGACGUCAUGCGGCGGCUGCUGCAGCCCAAAAACAUCAUGGUGUCGCCGCAUGCGCGCGCCAAGGACCUGUCCAGCGCCAAGUACAUAUCCAUCCUCAACAUCAUCCAGGGGGAGGUGCACAAGAGCCUGCAGCGCAUCCGGGAGCGCAAGACGGCCAACUUCAUAGAGUGGGGCCCCGCCAGCAUCCAGGUGGCUCUGUCCAAGAAGUCGCCCUACGUCCAGACGGCGCACCGCGUGAGCGGCCUGAUGCUGGCCAACCACACGUCCAUCCGCCAUCUGUUCAACAAGAUCAUGCGCGACUACGAGAAGCUUAUCGGGCCGCGGUAG
Monoraphidium neglectum is the source of this 1158-nucleotide messenger RNA. Its product is annotated as Tubulin gamma chain. Lineage: Eukaryota; Viridiplantae; Chlorophyta; Chlorophyceae; Sphaeropleales; Selenastraceae. The transcript is spliced from 9 exons. The record is from RefSeq and is a predicted model, not a curated record. Gene Ontology annotation, biological process: cytoplasmic microtubule organization; microtubule nucleation; mitotic cell cycle. Gene Ontology annotation, molecular function: structural constituent of cytoskeleton; GTP binding. Bases 1 to 1158 code for a protein of 385 amino acids. Gene Ontology annotation, cellular component: nucleus; centrosome; gamma-tubulin complex.